This is a messenger RNA of Medicago truncatula (barrel medic), 2956 nucleotides long. RefSeq lists its product as uncharacterized. The record is from RefSeq and is a predicted model, not a curated record. Lineage: Eukaryota; Viridiplantae; Streptophyta; Magnoliopsida; Fabales; Fabaceae. The transcript has 16 exons. The coding region runs from base 214 to 2670 and encodes 818 amino acids.
CACCGUGCCGGUCGAAAUUCGCCACAACCAAUCAUCUUUCACCAAAAAACCCUUUUUCUCAUUUCAUUCUCUUCACCCUAAUCGCAUCGUUUUCUACUUUGAAGUUUGUUUUUUUCUUCUUCUUUCAAUUUCAAUUUCAAUUUCUAGGGUUAGGGAUUUCUAAUUUUCUAUUUAUUUUCCCCCUUCUGGGGCACUUUCGACUGUUGUUGUUUAAUGGAGGCCACGGCUGCCGCAGCUGCCGCCGCUCGCGGCGUUGCUCUUCAGUUGCAGACCCCGCCACGGAAAGAAUGGCGUGCUGUUGCUGAACAUCAUCAUUCUGCGAGAAACCCUGAUGAUGAGGAGUUAGAAAACCCAAAACUUGGGCAAUCGGACGAGAGAACCAUAUAUGAGGUGCAGCAAGGAAGAGAGCCCCUGGAUGUUGAUUUUUGUUCGAUGACAAUGGAUGGAACACUAGACAUAGAUAUUUUACAGCAGCAGAUCCUUAGUGCUGUUAGUCAAAGGCGUGAAAUACUUCAAAUGGAGAUUGAACUAAAAGCUCAAAUCAUCGCCAGAUCUGAGCUGUUGAAAAUGCGAAACACCUAUGAUGCUCAACUGAAGGAGCAUGCUAACAAUGCCAGCAAGUUUCAGGAGCAACUUUGUGAAAGGGAGCGUGCAAUUCAUGAGCUGGAAAGGAAAAUGGAAGAGAAAGACAGGGAGCUACAUAAAAUUAAACUAGAUAAUGAAGCGGCGUGGGCUAAACAAGACCUUCUUCGUGAGCAAAACAAAGAACUAGCAUCUUUCAGAAGGGAGCGUGAUCAUUCAGAAGCGGAAAGAGCUCAACAUAUACAACAAAUACAUGAUCUGCAAGAACAUAUUCAAGAAAAAGAUAGACAACUUAUUGAGUUGCAGGAACAGAAUAGGGUUGCGCAGGAGACAAUUAUGUUUAAAGAGGAACAGAUUAGAGAGGCUCAAGCAUGGAUAACCCGUGUUCGUGAGAUGGAUGUUUUCCAAUCAACAACAAACCAGUCAUUACAGGCUGAAUUGCGAGAGCGCACGGAACAAUAUAAUCAGCUAUGGAUGAAUGUACAGAGACAGUUUGCAGAGAUGGAGAGGCAUCAUUUGCAUGCUAUGCAGCAGUUACAGCUUGAGCUAGCUGAUGCAAGAGAGAGGACUGGAACUUACAAUGAUGACUCUCGAAUGUCCCAAGUAAAUUCGAAAAGUAACGUAGCUCCAUAUGGACAGGAAAAUGGAAAUCAAUUUGACUUGAAUGGAGGCAAUGCUUCAGGUGGAAAUACUGGUCUCCUUACAAAUGAGAACUCAGAUAACGGUCCUCCAUUUUCAACUUCAGGCAAUCCGUCAAUUCAGACUGAUCAUACUCAUGGUGUCGCUAUUGCUCCAUCAUCUCUGAUUGUCCCCCACCCGUACCUUCCACCUGGUCAAGUUACUGCCUUGCAUCCAUUUGUUAUGCAUCAACAAGGAGUGCCCAACUCUGUUGCAUCACAUGUCCCUCAGUCUCAUGUUGGACAUUUUCAUCCAGUGCCCACAAUGUCACCUAUGCAACAGUGGCAAAAUCAACAGGCUGUUUCAGAGGGUUUGCAGGUAUCCAUGCAGGAUAAUGCCGCCUCAUCCCAAGCUGAUCAAAAUUUGAUCAGAUCAGAUGCAAAGUUUAAUUAUGACAUGUCUGUUAAUGGGCAAACUCUUACUAGAGACUACUUGGAUGCUCAUGUUCACCAAGGCGAGGAGGCACAUACUGUGGUUUCAUCAUCCACCGGGGAAACACAGGUUCUUCAGUCGGUUGAUAAAGAUCUACUUAUUGCUUCCCAACAAAGCUUACAACAGAUUUCUUCACAGUUCUCUGAGGCCUUGAGGUUGAACUCUUUUAAACCAAAUGGUGAAAUGAAGAAUCCAGUGACAUCAUCUAAUGAUGAAGGACCUGCGAGCCAAAUAUUAUUAGCUGAGCAAGCAAGUUCUGCUGUAAAUACAUCAUCUGUUGCAAGUCAUUCUGUUGGUGAAAUGAUUCAGAACAAUUCUGAUAUUGUCUUGCCUGAAGCAUUCGCCUCGACUGUGCAGACAACUUCAACAACCAUUGCAAAGGCUCCAGAUGCUGCUCUUCUUGAUGAAAGGUCAUUGUUAGCAUGCAUUGUGCGCACUAUUCCAGCUGCUGGACGAAUUCGAAUCAGUUCAACGCUCCCUAACAGACUGGGCAAAAUGCUUGCACCUCUACAUUGGCAUGAUUACAAAAGAAAAUUUGGGAAGCUGGAAGAUUUUGUAACUAGUCACCCUGAAUUAUUUUUGAUUGAGGGUGACUUUAUUCAACUCCGUGACGGGGCACACAAAAUGAUUGCUGCAACCGCUGCUGUUGCAAAAGUUGCUGCAGCUGCCGCAGCAUCAUCUCCUUAUUCUUCAUAUAUGCCUACUGUAGCAGUUACUCCAAUGGCUCAAUCUCACCGCUUAAAGAAAUCUCCUUCAACUGACUCCAAUGGGGCGUGCUUCAGUGUUGCUGGAGGUCUUACGAAUGUUAAAAUUUUGAGUAAACCCAAGGAUUCUCCUGAAAAUAGUUAUGUCCAGCCUUCUGCACAAUUAUCUGUUGGAAACGGGGGAAGUCUUGACAGACUAAGUAUGAUCAGUGCUCAAAAUUCAGUCCCAGUAAAUGGAAGGUCAACUGCCGCUGCGUACCCUUCUCGAAGAUAGGAAGGUGGAGGGGCAUAGGUUAACCUGUGUCGCCAGGUCGAGGAUGGAAACAUAUAUAGUCCUGUUUUACCUGUUUGCGGGAGAAUGUUUUCAAGCAAACUAUGAUUUGAGUUGUCGGCGCUAUCCCCAUAUUCUGCAGUAAUUUAUAUCUCCCCUUCGGUUUUAAUUUAGUGUGCUUCCGAAAAUUUGGGUCUGGUGCUUUGAUAUUUAUGCCUGCAUUGCAUCUUUUGACUGAUUUUUUGUGAAUGCUUGAAAGAUUAAUAUCAAUGAAAUUAUCAUUUUCUAA